Mesorhabditis spiculigera is the source of this 459-nucleotide messenger RNA. NCBI's taxonomy places the organism in Eukaryota, Metazoa, Nematoda, Chromadorea, Rhabditida, Rhabditidae. The record is from the annotation of a GenBank genome assembly.
GUGGUGCUGAAUGGCGGUGGGCUUCAACCCCUUGGAGGCAGCGAGGAAACAGGCGGCUACAAAGGCACUGGACUAUGCAUGAUGGUGGAAGUAUUAUGUGGCAUUCUCGGCGGUGCCGCUUUUGGCAAAAACAUUCGCAUGUGGCAGACGACGGCUACCACCGCCGAUUUGGGCCAAUGCUUCAUCGCCAUCGACCCCGACUGUUUUGCGCCCGGAUUCGCGGGCCGGAUGCAGACGUUUAUGGACGAGACGAGAGGGCUAGACCCGUUGGACGAGGACCCGGUGUUGGUGGCUGGCGACCCAGAACGAGCCCAUAUGGCCAUGUGCGACGACCUGGACGGGAUCGUCUACAAGAAGAGCCAAUUGAACCAUCUGGCCGACCUCGCCAACCGCUACGACAUCACAAUGUUGAAAACGAAAGAAGUCAACCUAUUAGCCCAGAAUAACGCCGAAAAUGUG